Cavia porcellus (domestic guinea pig) is the source of this 2954-nucleotide messenger RNA. RefSeq names its product lysine demethylase 8 (gene Kdm8). NCBI's taxonomy places the organism in Eukaryota, Metazoa, Chordata, Mammalia, Rodentia, Caviidae. The transcript has 9 exons. Bases 295 to 1545 code for a protein of 416 amino acids. The record is from RefSeq and is a predicted model, not a curated record. Gene Ontology annotation, molecular function: histone H3K36 demethylase activity. Gene Ontology annotation, cellular component: nucleus.
CACCCAGUCAAGAUCAGACGAACUGCGAGUGAUCGAUGUUCCCCGAGCAAUCCUGACUGCUGGGAGAGCUGCAGUGCUGGGACCAGGCGGAACAGGUUGUCGCCAGCCCCGGGUCACCAGUGACACCGUCCAAACGUUAGAGAGUGUGGAGAUUCCUGAGUGGAUGGCCCUCCCAGGCUUCUUCACCCCAGCUGGCAGUUUCCUGUCUCCAUGCGGCUCUGUCAUCCCCAGGAGCCUCAGAGUCCUUUAGUUGCAGCCACUGGGUGCUGAUCUGACUGAACUGGCCUGGGCCACAUGGCAGAAGGUACCGACGGCCCCGGAGAUGCCCUCUGGGAGGCCCUCGUGGCACUCCUGCCGCCCUCAAAGGAGGACCUGAAGCUGGACCUCGGUGAGAAGGUGGACAGAGGUGUGGCACUGCUGCUGCAGCAGGCGGUAGAGCUGUUCCACGGGGGCCAGCAAGGCGAGUGUCUGCAGGCCAGUGAGGCCGCCCUGGACUACGCCUGGGAAAAGCUCAACACCGGGCCGUGGCAGGACGUGGACAAGGCCUGGCGACAGGUGUACGCGUUCAGCUGCCUCCUGAAGACCCUGUGCCUGUGCCGGCCACCUCGGGAAGCCACGGCUGUGGCCGCAGCCCUGCGAGUGUGUGACAUGGGCCUGCUGAUGGGUGCGGCCAUUCUUGGGGACAUCCUCAUCAGAGUCGUGGCUGUCCUCCAGGCACAUUUGGUAUCUGGAAAGAGGCCUAACUGCAGUCCUAGCCAGCAGCUGUCCAGCCAGGAACUGUCCAGCAUGAAGAAAGCAAAGCGUGACCACGUUUUGGCUCCAGAUGUGAGUUUGGAAAGAGCAGUUCCCCGGCUCCGCUGCCCCUCCCUCCAGCACUUCCAAAAGUACUUUCUGGCUCCAGGGAUGCCCGUGAUCUUGGAAGGCGUGGCUGACCACUGGCCGUGUAUGAAGAAGUGGAGCUUGGACUAUAUCCAGGAGAUGGCUGGCUGCCGCACUGUCCCUGUGGAGGUCGGUUCCAGGUACACAGAUGAGGACUGGUCCCAGACCCUUAUGACUGUCAAUGAGUUUAUCAGCAAGUACAUCACCAAUGAGGCAAGGGACAUCGGGUACCUGGCUCAGCACCAGCUCUUUGACCAGAUCCCGGAGCUGAAGCGGGACAUUGGCAUCCCCGACUACUGCUGCCUGGGCAGCGGAGAGGAGGAAGAGAUCACCAUCAAUGCCUGGUUUGGUCCCCCAGGAACCGUGUCCCCACUCCACCAGGAUCCCCAGCAGAAUUUCCUGGCCCAGGUGAUCGGGAGGAAGUACAUCCGGCUGUACUCCCCACAGGACUCGGAGGCUUUGUAUCCGCAUGAAACACACCUUCUUCAUAACACAAGCCAGGUUGAUGUGGAGAACCCCAACCUGGAGAAGUUCCCCAAAUUUGCCGAGGCCCCCUUCCUGUCAUGCAUCCUGGCUCCUGGAGAGAUCCUGUUCAUCCCAGUUAAAUAUUGGCAUUACGUGCGGGCUCUGGAUUUGAGCUUCUCAGUUAGCUUCUGGUGGUCAUAGCUGCGUGACAGUGGGGAGGGCCUGAAACACACAGCAGUUCACUCCGCUGUGCUCUGGCCACAGUCAGUGAUUUAGAGAUAAGCGCUCUAAAUCACACCUAAGUGGUGGCCAGGACACACAAGCCUCACAGCCCAGGGUAGUCCAGGUAGGGGGUGCAUGCAGGAAAUGCAUGCUGCAGGCCAGGGGUGUGUGGCCGAGCAAAGCACACAGGAAUGACCCAGGACACUCCAGGCACACAGCCCACCCCAGAGACUCAAUGCCCAGAAGCUGAGGAGUGGGAAGCAGCUGGAAAGUGCAGGCACUUAGUGCAUCCACUGGGUUCCACCUGUCUUGUUGCUGACUGCCGUGGCUUGUGGGCCCAGGCCCCUCCCUGCAGUGUCCGUGUCUCAUCUGGAAGCAAGGGCAGUGCUGGUCCCUACCAGACAGCCCAGGGGAUGUGUGUGUGUGAGCAGCACAGCUGUUGUCACCCAGCUCAGUUACAAAGAACGUUGCAUACUUUCAUCACUGGCCCAGGGCACCACUCAGCCUGCAAACUCAGGAGAGGAGGGUCCUUAUCACCUGCCGGGCCGAGGGAGAUUCCUGUUCUCAUUACACAGAAGCACAAGCCACCUCUGAGAUGCACAGAGAUCUAGCCUGAGAGGUUUUCCAAUGGGCACCCUCACCCAGCAGCUGGUUUGUGUCCAGGAGGGAGUGCCUGGUGUCCAGGGGAGGCCCAAGCCUCAGGCUGUGUGGAAAUACUGGUUCUGUUUGUUUAACCUUUUCAGACUUCCUGGCCUCUGCAUGAAGACAGGCAGUCCAUGCACCAUUGGCCAGAAACAUCCGUUUCUCCCACACCUGCUGGGAGAUAUUUCUCAGUAGUGUCUGGGUUUUGACAGCAUUGGUGCAUACCAAGUGACUAUGUAAAGAGGAAUUCAUUCCAAACCACUCACAAAAGGAGAAAUUAAAGGCAAAACCCCAAAAAAUUACUUUAUGGAAAUUUUAUUCUUUUUAAAAGCUUCGUAUAAAUAUGAUAAAAUGUUAAAUCAUUUUCAGUUCUUGAGAGCAAUACAUGGGUGUUUUUUUUAAAAAUCAGUUUACUAGGACUCAGAUAUGCAAAUUAAAGAUGCCAACUAAUCAGCGUAGAUGUUUCCUGCUGUCAGGCUGUGUUGGGCAGGGGGCUCCUGCUGGUCGGAGUGCAGCCAGGCACAAGAUCUACAGAGAAACCAAAACCCUGAAACCCUCAGACUCCUAGGGUGCCGCUCCCACUGCUGGAAAUGCAUCCUCAGGACCUGGGAGCCUGCUCGGGGCUGUGCAGAGGGAUUACUGCAUCCUGGUGUUACCUGUAACAGCACGAGGCUGGGGACGCUUGCCCUGCUGGUAAGCAGUAGCUCUGCAGUGCAGUGGGGUGGAAUAAAGCUACUAAACAAUUA